UUGGUUUGGGUCCCGCUGCUUCCGCUCCGUGCGUCACACAUGGAGCCCAACAUGGCCCCUACAAGCCGGGCUGUUGUUGUGGUCGGGCUGACGGUGCUGUACCUGAGCCGGGCCAUCCUCUCCACGGAGUAUUUCUCCACUCUCACGCUCUUCAACAGCGAGCUCCACAAACAGGGCUGCAGCUCGCUGUCCGACUGGGAGGAAUACGCGCAGGACUGCGAGUCAUCCAUUUUGCAGCUGGAGGACCCAGACUGUGAGGAGGGCAGUAACCCACCCUGUGAAUCUAUCUUCUCCCUCAAUGCAGAGAAGAUCCUGAAUCAGGCCAAGCUGUUUAUAGAGCAGAAAAAAAUCCCCUUUCCUGUAGAAAACCAAAACAACAAUGAAGAACUGGCUAUCGGCUAUGUUCUCAUUGGUAACGGCCUCUUUGAUGAAGCCAUCAAGCACUUCUCCCUUUUAUUACAGGGUGACCCAGAGCUGGUCAGUGCUAUCUAUGGGAGAGGGAUAGCUUAUGGCAAGAAAAGUCUGCAGGAUAUAAAGAAUGCAGACUUGGCUUUGUACGAGCUCAACAGAGUCAUCACCCUGGAGCCCAACUGGCCUGAGGUGUACGAACAGAGGGCCGAGAUUCUGUCUCCUCUGGGCCGGAUCAGUGAGGCCCUGACAGAUUUGACCAAAGCCAUAUCUCUGCAGCCUUCAGCUCGUCUCUACAGACACAGAGGGACACUGCUCUUCAUAUCUGAGGAUUAUGUGGCAGCCAUGGAGGACUUCCAGCAGUCUCUAGAACUGAAGAAGAACCAGCCUAUCGCCAUGCUUUACAAAGGCCUAACAUUCUUCCACAGAGGGCUGCUCAAGGAAGCUAUUGAGACAUUUAAAGAGGCACUGAAGCUAAAGUCUGACUUUAUUGAUGCUUACAAGAGCCUUGGACAAGCUUAUAGAGAGCUGGGUGAUUUUGAGUCUGCGAUGGAGAGCUUUCAAAAAGCUCUUAUGUUGAACCAGAACCAUAUCCAGUCUUUGCAGCUUCGGGGAAUGAUGCUGUACCACCAUGGGUCGCUACAGGAGGCUAUAGGCAACUUCAAGAGAUGUCUGCAGCUGGAGCCAUACAAUGAAGUGUGCCAGUACAUGAAAGGCCUCAGCCAUGUGGCCAUGGGACAGUUUUACGAAGGCAUCAAAGCUCAGACCAAAGUGAUGCUCAACGACCCUCUCCUUGGACAGAAGGCCAGCUCCGAAUACCUCAAAGUCAAAUACCUCAGAGAAUACUCUCGCUACCUGCACUCUCACCUGGACAUCCCAGUGGCAGAGUACAAUGUAGACCAGGACUUACCAGGAAACUUUAAGAACCAUUGGGCCAAAAACCUGCCUUUUUUAAUAGAAGACUAUGAAGAGCAGCCAGGACUGCAGCCACACAUCAAAGAUGUAUUACCACAAAACUUUGACAGUUACAGCAAUGAAGUACAGAAGUUAAUAUGCACAGCCGACCAUCUGGGGGCACUAAUGCAAUAUGACACACCAGGUUUCCUACCAAACAAGAGAAUACACAGAGCCAUGGGUCUGGCAACACUAGAGGUCAUGCAGGCCAUGCACAGAACAUGGAGCAACUCAAAAGUACGGGUCAAUGGCAAAACUCGACAAAUGCAGUGGAGAGAUAUGUUUGACAUAUCUGUCAAGUGGAGGAGGAUCGCAGACCCGGACCAGCCAGUUUUGUGGUUAGACCAGAUGCCAGCCCGAAGUCUCAGCAGAGGUUUCAACAAUCACAUCAAUCUCAUCAGAGGGCAGAUAAUCAACAUCAGAUACUUGGCAUAUUUUGAUAAUAUCCUUGACUUCAUUAAAGACAGAAUACUGGUUUAUCAUGGUGCUUACAACCCCAGAGGGCUCCAGGAUGUUCGGCACGCUCUUGAAAAUGUCAAUAAAGUAGAAGAUUUACUUCCUAUAAUGAAGCAGUUUAACAGUAAAACUAGAGAUGGCUUUACAGUCAACUCCAAAGUGCCAAGUCUGAAGGAUCCUGGGAAAGAAUACGAUGGGUUUACUAUCACUAUUACAGGAGACAGAGUGGGGAACAUGUUAUUCUCAGUGGAGACGCAGACCACAGAGGAGCGGACACAGCAGUACCAGUCUGAAAUCGAGUCCAUUUACAAAGACCUGACGGCCAAAGGGAAAACCCUCAUGUUGUCUACUGAGCUGGGGGAUGCAGAUGCUGUAUGUAACCUCAUCCUGUCGUUGGUGUAUUACUUCUGUAAUCUCAUGCCCCUCUCCAGAGGCUCCAGUGUGGUUGCCUACUCUGUAGUGAUGGGGGCGCUCAUGGCCAGUGGCAAAGAGGUCACAGGAAAGAUCCCCAAAGGAAAGCUUGUGGACUUUGAGGCCAUGACCACAUCAAAUCCAGGCAGCUUCAGUAAAACAGCAAAAAUGUGGAUGAACCUCAAAAGUUUGCCCAGCUGGUACCAGAGUCUUCCAUCAGUAGCAGAGACCUUCCCUUCAACCCGAACUAUGAUCGAAGUCCUCAACACAGACUCGUCCUCACACUGUCCAAAGAAAUCUUAAUACAACAGUACAAACUGUACAAGUCUCAAAAGCAGCCCAUGACAAAACACUGGACUAAAUGGAUCUGCUCCUCCUGUAACCCCAACUAACUCAGUAUUUUUAUUUAAUGUGAUGGCCUACAGUAUCAGAAUCAGUUUUAUUACCAUUGUCAUCUAACAAAAUUCAGAAACUACGAACUUGUUUGCACUAUUGCAUCAAGUAAGACUCACAAGUCACAUCAUUAUCCACAACACAUUUACAUGCUACAUUUAUUGCUCCAAGCACAAACUUAAACUUACUUUUUAUUUUAUAUCAGUGGUCAAACUAUUUCAAGCAAGAGAACAUAAUUAUUAUUUUUUUAUUUCUACUGAACUAAUUUAAUAAUUGAAAUGUUCAUUAAAAUGACCACACAGUUAACAAAAUAUCUUAAUAGUGUUAAUAUUGCAUAAUAUUCAACAAUUAAAUACAAUAUAUUAGUUAACCAGCAGAAUUCCCUGUGGCCCAGUAUUUUAAAUGUGAUUGUUGGUGACUUUUUUUUUUAUUCAUUUUUUUCAAUACAAGAAUGUCUUCCAUAAAGUUAUAGAGCACAAUGUAUUCAUAAAAAUCCAGUGUAAUAGAUGCUAUUUCAGAGCUGGUAGUUUGGGAUACAGGAGGGAGCAUGUCCAGCCCUCUCACCUCUGCGCUGUAUCAAAAGCACAACCUCAAAAAAACCUUUUCAUUUUAGAUGUCUGUAGUAUCUUUAUUUAAGACUUGAGUUUAAAAAGUCACCCAUAAAUGAUUCAGACUGGGUGAUAGUUGUUUUCAUUUUGCGUUUGUGGUUGUUUUCGGACCACAGAUGUUUAAACCGCUUUAUGGCUGGUCAGUUUUGGAGAGGAGAGGGGAUUAAACGUCCUACAGGGCUCUUCCACUUCAGAUACUUGAAGCAUUUUGUUUAGUUUUUUAAAGGUUGUGUCACUCAUUGUCUUGAAUUGGACGUUUGUGUUUAGUUUUGCUUGGAUAUGAACAGGAAAAGGGACAACAGGAUUUUGACCCCAAGUAAAAAAAAAAAAUCUCUACUUUAUUUAAUAAAUUUUUUUAGAUACAUUUCAAUGACAUAAAAAGGGCUUAUUCUUUAUUUUAUUGAUCAUUGUAUGUCUGCAAUCUACAUGACCAUUUCAACCUCAAUUUCUAAAACAUUUGAAUCAUUUUUAUUUGUCCAAAAUCUACAUUUUUAUUCAGGUUUUACAUUUACCAUCAAAUUUUGUCAGAUCUGAUCUAUAAUUUAUUUUUUCUGUGGCCACUUGGGUUGUCUGAUUUUGAGUUGGAGGUGUUUUGGGAUGUGACAUGCAUAAUAUGUUAUGUAUUAUCGCAUCUCCUUCCAAGAGAAAUUUUUAUGAGUGAUGAAUGAACAAAUGUCAUGUUUAGUCAAUAAACAAAUUGACCUCUA
This is a messenger RNA of Boleophthalmus pectinirostris (great blue-spotted mudskipper), 3937 nucleotides long. RefSeq names its product tetratricopeptide repeat domain 13 (gene ttc13). The record is from RefSeq and is a predicted model, not a curated record. Gene Ontology annotation, molecular function: protein binding. Bases 40 to 2532 code for a protein of 830 amino acids. Lineage: Eukaryota; Metazoa; Chordata; Actinopteri; Gobiiformes; Gobiidae. The transcript has 23 exons.